This is a messenger RNA of Schistosoma turkestanicum, 570 nucleotides long. NCBI's taxonomy places the organism in Eukaryota, Metazoa, Platyhelminthes, Trematoda, Strigeidida, Schistosomatidae. The record is from the annotation of a GenBank genome assembly.
UAUAUGCUCGCUUGUUUAACUCACUCGCAGGGCGGUUGAUACCACGAGGAUGAAGUUAGAAGUCUGUUCUUAUAGUGGCUUCAAGGUAUAUCCAGGCCAUGGUAAACGUGUUAUUCGUAUUGAUGGCCGUGGGUUUUAUUUCAUUAACUCUAAAUGCGAACGAUCACAUUACUUAAAGCGUAAUCCACGUGAGAUCAGUUGGACUGUGCUUUAUCGAAGGAAGUAUAAAAAAGGCAUCAGUGAAGAAUUGACUAAAAAACGAACUAAACGUGUCACCAAAAGUGCUCGAGGUAUUGCUGGUGCAAGUCUAGCUGAAAUUAUGGCUAAACGUAAUCAAAAGCCGGAAGUUCGUAAAGCAAUGCGUGAUCAAGCUAUACGUGCAGCUAAAGAAAAACAAAAGCAAAAAGAAUUGGAGAAGAAAGUAAAGAAGGUUGAAAAGAAAAAACCACAAGUAGCUCCUUCAAAACAAAAAGCUACAAAGAUUACUCAGAAGGCAGCUCCUAGAGUUGGUGGCAAGCGUUAAAGUACAUGUGUAACAUAUUAUUUCAUGGAAUAAAUCUUUUGAAUUUG